Linum tenue is the source of this 747-nucleotide messenger RNA. The record is from the annotation of a GenBank genome assembly. Lineage: Eukaryota; Viridiplantae; Streptophyta; Magnoliopsida; Malpighiales; Linaceae.
AUGAACCCCGAUGCGAGUUUGAUUAAUGCGCUCGUAGAGCGGUGGCGACCCGAGACGACGACCUUCCAUCUACCGUGUGGUGAGAUCACGAUCACGUUAGAGGACGUUGUUACACUGUCCGGUUUGGCGAUCGACGGUGAUGCCGUCGUAGUUGAUAUACCGGAUGAGGAGUGGUCGGCGAUCUGUUUGAGACUGUUAGGACGGGUUCCGGUUGAUCUUGUAGGCGGGGUCGCUGUUGUUAGGAUUGUUUGGAUGAGGGUUGAAUUCAGUCAUUUGCCGGAAGAUGCAUCACAGGAGGUUAUAGAGCAGUUUGCACGAGCUUAUGCUCUAUCUCUGAUUGGAGGUGUACUUUUCCCGGAUCGGUCUGGAUCUACGGUGCACCUACAGUACCUACUUCUGAUUGAGGAUUGGGAGAGGGCUGGAGGGUUCGCCUGGGGAGCUGCUGUUUUAUCCUACCUGUACCGUGAGAUGGGUAGGUCGACUUUGCAUGUGCACAUUAGGAUGGAGAGUAGAACCAUUAUGCUUCUUCCAACUCUUAGGUUCACCAAGAGGUGCGAAACUUGUCCCAUAACAAGCCAUCGCUGUUUCCAGCUUGUAGACAUUGUUUACAAGCCUAUACGCAUUAGCCCCCAUUCGGUUGCAAGCUGCAAUGGCAUGAGAGCAAGGAAUUUUAUUUCCUUGAAAUUUACCACAGUUGCAAAAUCCCUCCCGGUUUUGGUCGUCAAAGUGCACUGUGAGUGUGUUUGA